AUGCAGCGGCGUGAGAUAAGCGCGGCCCUCGACAAGGUCAAGCCCCUACGCUUCGGUGAGAACAAGACGCUCGUGGUCAUUGGCGGUACGUCCGGCAUUGGAGCUGCAACGGCACGCAAGUUCGCCCUUCGGGGACUGGCUACCCGAAUCAUCAUCGUGGGGAGGGACGCACAGCGCGGACACGACGUCGCCCAGAUAUGCUCCUGUUACGCUCCAAAAGGUUCCGAGCCAGCAGUGAGCUUCAUACAGAAGGACGUCUCUUGUCUGGAUACACCAGGGGAACUGACAACCAGGGAUUGCACCGGCUUCGCCGUCCAGGUCAUAUCCCGUUUCGUCAUCUCGCACCUGCUUGUGAGCGCGAACGCCAUGGCCCCCGACGGCGUGAUCAUCAGUGUCGGCAACCCAGGCUGGACGAUGGACGACCUUUCGGCCAACGACUUUUCAUUAGCGCUGUGGGAGAAGACAGCGUGGACACGCAUGUCCGUGUUCGCGGCGCAGAUGUUGCGUGACUCAAGCGUCAUGGAUGCCUGCACCCUCGAGCAGAACGGUCGCUAUCACCAGCGGGUCUUCCACCUCAAUCCGGGGCUCGUGGCCAGCGAGACGUUUCUGUACGGGCAGCUGCCGUUCCCAAUUGGUAUAGCAAGGCGCAUCGCGAUUAUGGCGCCGGCGGCGGUCGAACCUGACGACUAUGCUGACGUGCCGGUCUUCGUCGCUAUGUUCCCCGAGGAAGCGGAGCGCAUUGGUCAAGGCAGACUUCUGGACAAGAAUUUCGCGCAUGUCGACCCGGGGAAGUGGGCCCAGGAUGAGAUGCAUCGUGCGGAGGUGUGGGAGUUCAUGGAGAGGGCAGCGGGCGCUUCUGGGCCCGAACUGACAUCCAGAGGACAACCGUCCGUUGUUGUCGCCGUGCUCCGGCCGCCAAGCGCCUAUCCCAAUGCCGAUGUUGUUGUUGAUUUGAAUGCUGCCCCCGGAUAUGGAGAGACCCCAGAACUUGGAGCAAGGAUACGUGAUCUCUGUGAGCUCGUGGCAUACUCCUUGAAGCUGACAGCAGGCUCCAAGCUGCCCCCGAAAGCGCAGAUCUACAUCGACGCCGUCGACAUCCUAGCCGAGGAUCACACACCAUACGCCGUCCUUCGUUCUCUCCGCUCCAUCCUUGCUGCUGUCAACGCCUCAAAGCCGGGACGCCUUAUUCUCUCCCUGCCGCGUGACUCGCGCUUCCUCCCCCUUGUUACUCCCGCCUCGCUCUCGCCCGGCCUAAUCCUUAUCACACCCCACAACCCCCGCGCGGUCGAGGCCAUGGCCCAGCGGCUACUUCUGACACCCGAGGAUCCGCGCUUCUUCUCCCUCCUCGACCGUUUCUCAGGCGACACCCUCGCUCUCGCCGGCUCGGGACUCGAAGUGGGCGAACCUUCCUCGUACGCUGUGCAGAUCCUGAUCCGCAAGGCUACGGGCGGAGCUAAGGCCAUUGUGCGCGCUGUCGAGGGAUACACGGCGGGCAAGCCCAUGCCGCUGGAGCAGGUGGCGAGCUUCAAGCUCCUGGCUGAGGAGAAGCGGACGACGACACACGCCGAUUUGAACUUGCCCUUCAAUCUGUCUCUGACGGAUCGGCAGAAGAGCGAGCGCGGCGCCGUGCCCCUCCCGUAUGCGCAUGAGGGAGAGGGCGCGGACUUGGGCAUGGGCAUGGACUGGUCCGACGACGAGGAGGACGACGAGAUCUAG
Messenger RNA from Trichosporon asahii var. asahii CBS 2479, 1716 nucleotides. RefSeq lists its product as uncharacterized. The transcript has 4 exons. The record is from RefSeq and is a predicted model, not a curated record. Bases 1 to 1716 code for a protein of 571 amino acids. NCBI's taxonomy places the organism in Eukaryota, Fungi, Basidiomycota, Tremellomycetes, Trichosporonales, Trichosporonaceae.